Drosophila elegans is the source of this 5569-nucleotide messenger RNA. RefSeq names its product alpha-mannosidase 2 (gene alpha-Man-IIb). The transcript is spliced from 5 exons. Bases 509 to 4285 code for a protein of 1258 amino acids. Gene Ontology annotation, cellular component: Golgi membrane. Gene Ontology annotation, biological process: protein deglycosylation; mannose metabolic process; N-glycan processing. NCBI's taxonomy places the organism in Eukaryota, Metazoa, Arthropoda, Insecta, Diptera, Drosophilidae. Gene Ontology annotation, molecular function: carbohydrate binding; alpha-mannosidase activity. The record is from RefSeq and is a predicted model, not a curated record.
GAGCUCCUCCAGGCUGGGCCGUUCCAUUCGAUCCCUUUUUUCGCCGGCAAGGACGACGCGAGUGGAAAAAUACAAAUAAAUUAAACGAGAGUGCGAGAGGAUGGGGAAUUGUUACAGCAAAUCAGAGUGAAAGGUCAACAAUGGCUUUGUAGCUUUGUCUCUAAUUACGAGUGUUCCAUUCAGAGCCAAUAAAGGAUUCAAUCCGUUGUACAUUCAUUUAAAUUAAGCGAAAAAAGGUGGAAACUUUUCGUUUCCUCUUUCUUUAACACUGUGUGAAACAAGGAAAAACUUUUAGCGCAACGUUUUGUGUGGCUGUGUGUGUGUGCGUCUAUUUGCGGGCGCUGAUUUAUGUGUUUUGUCCUUGUUCCGCGCCAGGACGAAAGGACCUUUUUUGCUAUCCCGUUUUGUGUAUGUAGAAAACAGCCCGAGCAAGGGAGAAGAAGCCCAGCAGCAAGUUAAUCCGGUGGAAUCCCAACCGGGGACCAGCAAGCGCAGUCCACUGACCAGGAUGUCGUUCAAGCUCUUCCGCCGCGGAUCGGCGCGCUGCAUCGGCCUGCUGUCGGCGUUCGUGACGAUCCUGCUCUGCCUCUACUACAUCUCCAUUGGCCAGCCCAAUCCGGCGCCCGUUUCGGAGACGGGUGCGCCAUCGGCGGCGUUGCGGGGCUCACCGCUCAAUGCCUUCACCGGUUUCAGCGUGGGCGGAGGCUCAUCCGCGAUGUCCCACCAACAGAAGUCGCACGCCGCGAUCGUCUCGAACCAGAAGAGAUCCUCGGAGACGAAGGCGGCGGCGCAGACAACCGGGUCGCCGGAAUCGCAAUCGGAGGAGGAGUACUCCAACAGCGAUUGGGGCGACAAGUGCUACGAGCUGCUUCAGAGCAACACGAACAUAACCGCCAGCGAGGAGCACAGCAAGUUCGACUUUCAGCCGGAAUGGAUGCGCUCGAAGGAGUACUGGGAUCGUGGCUUCGAGGAGCGCUUUGAGGCGCAGAAAAAGGACAAGCAGCGACCGCCACUAAAGAUCAUAGUGGUGCCGCACUCCCACAACGAUCCCGGCUGGCUGAAGACCUUCACCAACUACUUCCAGUCGGACUCGCGGCAGAUCCUCAACCUGCUGGUGACCAAGAUGCAGGAGUACACGGACAUGACCUUCAUCUGGUCGGAGAUCAGUUUCCUGCAGCUCUGGUGGGACCAGGCCCAUCCCACCAAGCAGCGAGCGCUGCGCCGGCUGAUCGACUCGGGCCGCAUCGAGAUCACCACCGGCGGAUGGGUGAUGACGGACGAGGCGAAUGUGCACAUCUACCCCAUGCUGGACCAGCUCAUCGAGGGCCACCAGUGGCUGAAGAACAACCUGAAUGUGACGCCCAAGGUGGGCUGGUCCAUCGAUCCCUUUGGACACGGCAGCACCGUGCCGUACCUUCUGUCCGGAGCGAACUUCGAGGGCGCCAUCAUUCAGCGCAUCCACUACGCCUGGAAGCAGUGGUUUGCGCGCCAGCAGUCGGGUGACUUCAUCUGGAAGCCCUACUGGAGGGGCAGGACAGCGACGGGCAGGGACAGCGACAGCGACACUGGCAGCCUGCUCACCCACAACAUGCCCUUCGAUAUAUACUCGAUCAAGAGCUCGUGCGGCCCCCAUCCGUUCAUCUGUUUGAACUUCGACUUCCGCAAGAUUCCGGGCGAGUACACGGAGUACUCCGUGAAGGCGCAGUUCAUCACGGACGACAACCUGGAGGCCAAGGCGCAGCUGCUGCUCGAGCAGUAUGCCAGGACGGCCUCUCUGUUUCCCCACAACGUGGCCCUCAUCCCGGUGGGCGAUGACUUCCGCUACAACAAGGAUCGCGAGGUGGACCAGCAGUACCAGAACUACAAGAAGCUCAUCGAUCACAUCAUGGCCAACCGGCGCCUGUACAACGCGGACAUCCGGUUCGGCACGCCCAGCGACUACUUCGAGGCCAUCAAGGAGCGCAUGAAGGACCAUAGUCCGUCUUUUCCCACCUUCAAGGGCGACUUCUACGUCUACUCGGACAUCUUCUCGGAGGGCAGGCCGGCCUACUGGUCGGGCUACUUCACCACGCGUCCCUUCUACAAGCUGCUCAGCUCGGAGCUGGAGCACCAGCUGCGUUCCGCCGAGAUCGUCUUCACGCUGGCCUACAACACAGCGCGGCAGGCGAAGCGCGAGAAUGCGAUCAAGAUCUACGAGAAGAACUACGAGCUGAUCAUCAAUGCCAGGCGAAAUCUGGGUCUGUUCCAGCACCACGACGCCAUCACUGGCACCUCCAAGGCGGCGGUCAUGCGCGACUAUGCCAUGCGUCUGUUCGAGAGCACCCAGAACGUGGUCAAGAUGCAGGAGUCCUGCCUGGAGCUGCUGCUGCAGAAGGGUCAGCCGCGUCACCACGGCUUCCUGCUCAGCGAAUUCGAGCGGGACAACGUCAACAAGCUGCCGCGCAAGAUGCCCAUCCAGAUGGCCAGCGGGGACGACUCCAUGCCCACCGUUUCGGGGGGUGAGGGUGGAGCGGGGGGAGCGGGUGGCUCUGCUACCCUCGGAGCAGCGGCCAGCUUUGUCCUCUACAACUCGCUGGCCCAGAAGCGGAUGGAAGUCGUCACGCUGCGCGUCCAGCAUCCCAAUGUGAAGGUGCUGAACGACAAGGGCGUGGAGCUGAGCCACAUUCAGAUCAAUCCGGUGUGGAACAUCACGGACACCUACGAGCAGGGACUGGGCACCUCCGUGUCCGGCUCGGUGGGACGCAUUCGCACCUCGACGCGGCAGUUUGAGGUGAUGUUUGUGGCCGAACUGGAGCCCCUGUCCCUCAGCACGUACCGCGUGCAGGUGGACGAGGUCAACUUCAAGCGGAACAUUGCCACCAUCUACUGCGACGACUGCACGGGUGCGGGACCUGCAGCAGUGAGUCCGCCGGAGGAGGCGGAAGCCUCGCCAGCUCCCGUUUUCGAGGCUCGUGGCAAGCCAGCUGGCGACAUCCAGUUGGAAAACCCUCACAUGCGCCUGCUGUUCGACGAGAAGAGCGGUUUCCUCAAGACCAUCACGCGCAAGAACCAGAAAAAGGAGCUGCUGAAGCCGCUGCAGUGCAACAUCAAGUUCGCCGCCUACCGCAGUGCCCAGUUCCACUCGGGCGCCUAUCUCUUCAAGACCGAUCCCGAACAGAGCGAGGCCGAGAAGGAAGUGCUCGAGGGCUACACGGACAUGCGCAUCAUAAUCACCUCUGGGCCGAUAGCCAGCGACGUGACCGUCAUCUAUGGCCCCUUCCUGGCGCACACGGUGCGCAUUUUCAACACGCGAACCCACCUGGAUGCGGCCAUAUAUGUGGAGAACGACAUUGACUUUGAGCCGCCGCCCAAAAACCGGGAGACGGAGCUGUUCAUGCGGCUGGUCACCAAUAUCGACAACAUUGCCCAAGUGGCGCUGCAGCGGGAUCCUCUCAAGGAGCCGGCCGAUGCGGCCACUAUGCCCGAGCUGCCCGUCUUCUACAGCGAUCAAAACGGCUUUCAGUAUCAUGAACGAAUAAAAGUGCCGGCAAUCGGCAUCGAGGGCAACUACUUCCCCAUAACCUCGGGUGCCUUUAUCCAGGACACGCGACUCCGGCUCACCCUGCUGACCACCCAUGCCCAAGGAGCGGCCAGCUACGAGCCGGGCCAGCUGGAGGUGAUGCUGGACCGGCGCACCCUGUACGACGACUACCGCGGCAUGGGCGAGGGCGUCGUGGACAGCCGGCUGACGCGCCACAAGUUCUGGCUGCUGGUGGAGGACCUGCCUGGGGGUCAGCAUUCCCAGUUGCAGCCGCCCAGCUACAAGGUGCUCAGUCAGCAGGCCCAGCAGAUGGCCAAUGGCCUGCGCUACCCGCCGAAUCUGUACUUCGUGAGCAGCCUGGAGCAGCCCGAACUGUCCGCCGCUCUGCUGCCCUUGGUCCGGCUGCUGCCCAAGGGAGCGCUGCCCUGCGACGUGCACCUGACCAACCUGCGCACCCUGUCCGACCCGGAGCUGCAGCUGUUUCCGUCCGCCUCGGCGCUGCUCGUGCUGCAUCGCCAGGGAUUCGACUGUGGCGUGAGCGCUGGCAGGGAUUUGUCCAUGGAGGCCCUGUGCCCGUUGUCCAGCAAGGGACUGGGAAACGUGCAGCUGGGGCGGCUCCGGCUGCACACCAUCGAGGCCACCAGUCUGACGGGGACGGAGCAGAAGCCGUCCAAGGACAGCUUCCACAUACGAUCCCUGGCUGAGAUCAGUCUGGAGCCCAUGCAGUUGCGCACCUUCAACCUCACUUUCCGCGCGGAGGUGUGAGGCGGCUUGAAUCGCAUCUACCGGAAAUAUUUAUUGUAUUUAUCAGUGGUUUAGUUCGAAUAGUUAGUGGUAAGCGCCAAGUGCAAAGUUCCCAGCUUUAUUUAGUUUUCCACACGUCUACUGUCUGUCUCCAACAGUUUUGAAAGUACAAAGCACACGACAUAGUUAUAAACAUACAACCGGGUGGGUAGUUCAUUUUUGUCUAAUUAAAUAGGACACAAGUUUAUGAGUAAUUCUAAGCACGUUGGUCUUGCAGACUGCCGGAUUUAGCAGGGUUACAGAUCAAAGCUUAAGUAAAAACGAGGCUAGCAUGUUCUAAAUUUGAACUAUAUAUUAAUUGCUCCCUUUUAUCCUCUAAAUAAUAGCCUUUUCUAAGAGGCUAUAAAACCUGCAUUAAACUCUGAUUGAUCCAAGCCAAAAAUGCUUAGAGUUAGCCAUAAAUAUUUUUUAGUUUUUUUUUUUUUUUUGAUUAUAUAAAUUGACCCACCCAAACAUGCAGGAUGACAAACCUACAGCCCAACUCAAUGUAUUAUCGUCUGCCCAGGGCAAUGCAUUCCGGUUAGCCAAUCUUCCCCAGCAUCACUAUUGAAAUAUCUGUGCAAUAAACUUGAACUAAACCGCACUAUGGAAAUGAUAUAGCUUAGAUUAAGGACUAGCUUGAUUUUAGCUUGAAAUAUUUAGACAGAAAAAUAGGUAAAAUUUUUUGUUUCGUUUGCACGAUUGGCGUUCGCAUCGAUUUGUUUAGACUGAUUAGCCUAAAACGAUUGCAAAAUUGGCAUGUACGAUUAAUCUCAAUAGCUCUAACCAAUCCUAGCCCUAAAUUUAAAACUUAGCAAACCACAGUAGUAUCUCGAUUGUGAAAUCCUUAAAUAUACACAAGUGUAUGUAGGGUAUAAGUUUUAAAUGAGAAACGUAGUGGGGUAGCAAAAGGAUAAGCCAAAUAUUACAUUACAUUCACUAGCGAUAUUGUACAUAGUCGAAUAGGAUUUCCAGGCACGGUAAAAAUAGCUCUAAUAACCGAUAAACCACCUAGAUCUAAGCCCCCUCUCUCAGCUCUGGUGUUGUCGUAUACGAGAGUUAUUCAAAUAGUUACUACUGACUACAGAAACAAAGCAUUCAAAGCAAGCAAGACAUCAACUUUAGAAUACCCAGAACUUAACGACAGGCGAAUAACGAUGGAACACUUCUAACAAAUAUAUAUGUUUUGUGUAUUUAUUUAUAAAAACUUAUUACAUUAUAUCUAAUUUUAUGGAUACAAGAAAAUAAAGUAUUAAAUGAAACCAA